AUGUAAAAUAAAUCUUUGGAGUGCAUUAUAAAUGGACUAGAAAGAGAGGCAUAUUAAAAGAAAUGCAAAGUUAAAGAACUUGAAAAGUAUUCAUUUUGAGAAUUUUAGGGUUGUAAGCUAAUUGAACAGAACAAUAUAAUAAUAAAACUUUAAAAUUAAUGAAUUGGAGAAAAAAAAUAUUGACUUAGAAAUUAAAUAUUUUGAGAUUUUAGAAUAAAAAAAAUAAAUUGAGCAAUAUAACACUAUGCUGGAUUAGCAAAUAAAAAAUUUAUAAUAGUAAAUUUUGCAUAAAGUGUAAAGCACAGAUGUACAUAUUUUAUUAAAUAGGGAAGUAGUAGAUAGAUUUGGAAUAUGAUUUAAAAGAGAAAAAGAAUUAGAUCUUUUUAUUGGAAAAGGAGAAUCAAAUAUUGAGAAAUGAAUAAGAUCAUUUAAAGUUAGAGCGGUAAAAACUAGAAGAGGAAUUAAGAACAAGAAGUUUAAAUUAAAUAAUUUAUAUUAAUAAUAAUGCAUUAACUGAAGUGUUAUAGAAUUAUAACCAAUAUUUUGAGAGUUAUAAUGAAGAGAAACAAAAAUUAAUAAAUUAAAUACAAUAAUAUAAAGUUUAAGAAGAGAAGACAAGUAAAUAAGAAUUUAUUAUAUUAGAAAUUGAAAAUUAAAAAAGAAUUGAUAGAUUCUAAGUGAUUAUACGAAAUGGAGAAGAGAAAAAAAAGAAUCUUGAAGAAAAGAUUUUGAACUUAGAGAAUAAAAUAGAAAUUUAUGAGAAGAGUUUGGAAGAUUAAAAGAUGUUGUUAAAUCAAUAAGAAUAAUUGAGAUUGGAAUUUGAAUAAAAUGCAUAAGUAAAAUAAUAUUAAAAUGAAUGUUUAUUGAAAGAACAAAAUGAAUAGAUAACAAAAUUGCAAUAAAAAAUAAAUUCUUCAAAUUCUAUUGUAUUUGAUAUAGUAAAUAUGAUAAUACCUACUGAUAUGGAAGAUUUAGUAGAAAUAAAAUAGUAAUUAUUGAAGAAGGAAGAGGAGUUGAAAGUUUUGAGGGAAUUAAAAAAAAAGGAAAGUUAAGAAAAGAGGAAACUUCAAGAAUUAGUGGAAAAAGAAUUACCAUUUGUAAAACAAAGGAAAUAAGAAUUUGAUUAAUUGAUGACUAUUUCUCAAUAAUAGAAAAAAAGGUUAGAAAUAGAAAUAAAUUUAAACAGAAAAUUAAAGGAGACUUAAAAUUAAUUAGAAAUAGAAUUAUAAUAAUUAAAAUAAAAAGAUGAAAUUCACACAGUUGAAAUUAUAAAAUUGAGAUCAGAAAAUCUUGAAUGCAGAACAUAAGUAGCUUAAGCUUAAAAUGUAGAUGUAUAAGUAUACAUAAGUCAGUUAUGUUAAGAGAAUUAACAAUUAAAGAACUAAAUUGAAUAGAUUUAAAUAAAUUAUCAAACUUACAAUAGACCAUUAAAUUAAUGGGAAACAUUAGAAAAGGAGAAUUAGAAUUUAUAAUAUAUAUUAAAGAUAAAAGAGGAAGAGAUAUUAAAUAUGAGAGAGUAGGUUAGUAUAAUGAGUUAAGAGAAACAAUUAGGAUAGAUUAUAAAAAAUAAUAUAGAACCAAUUGUUCAUAAAAUUGAAAGUAAUAUUAUUAUAAAAUUAUAAUUAGAGAUCAAGGUAAGAAGUGAAAAAAAGUAGAGUUUAUUAAAUGAAUUUAGAAAUAAAAGGAAGGAAAAUUAGAAAUUACAAUUUAAAAUAGAAGAAUUAGAUUUUGAGAUAUCUAAAUUACAAAGUUAAUAUUAAUUGGAAAGAUAAUAGAAAGAAUUCUUAGAAAAGAGAUUAAAUGAAUAAAAGGAUGAUUUUGGAAGGAAGAAAGAAUAAUUUAGAAAGAGAUAUGAAGAGUUUGAAUUUAAAAUAAAAGAAUUGUAAUCAGAAAUGAAUUUAAGUUCUAUAACUUAGGAACAUAUUAAUUAUUAUUAAUAAAACUAAGUUUUGUAUUAAUAAACUAUAAAGGAUAAGAAAUUAAUAAAUGAGUAACAUAUUGAAAUGAAAAGAUAUGGUGAAGAGAUUUAAAGACUAAGAGAAGAAUUAUUAUCAAAAGAAAGAUAAAUAAAAGAGUUGAAAGGUGGAGAUUAAAUAGGAGAGGAGAAUUAAUAAAUAUUAGAAAUGAAAAUAGAAAGAGAUAAUGAUAAAAUAAUAAUAGAUGGUUUAAAAUAGGAGAUAAAUAAAUAAAUAAAAGAGAAGGAAGAAUUAUAUAAUAAUUUUUUGAUUCAGAAAAAAUAAAAUGAAUAACUUUAACAGGACUAAAAUAAUUAAUAACCAAAUUAAGAAUGGAAGAAAAGUAUUGAAUUAAUGUAAUAGAGAAUAAUUGAAUCAAAGAAGGAAUCUGAGAAGAGAUUUGAAGAAUUAAAGAUAGAAUAUUAAAAUAAGAUUGGAGAGAAGAGAAAUGAAAUUUAAAAAAUGGAAUAAGAGAUUAAGGAACUUAGAUAAGGACUUGAUGAUUAUAAAAGAAUUUAUUAAUAGGAGAAAUUAAAUUAAAUUGAUAAAUCAGGAUUGAGUUAAAAUGAGAUAUAAGAUUUAAAAGAUAAAUUAGAUUAAACUAUGAGAGAAAGAGAUUAAUUAUUAAGAAGGAAAUAGAUGAUGGAAAAAAGAGAAGAAUUUUUGAGGAUAAAGGAAGAGUAAUUAAAUUCAAGAGAAUUAGAAAUAAAUAAGGAUAAGAAUAAAUUUGAAUAAGAGAAAGUCAAAGAAAUCUAAGAAAAAACAAUACUUAAGAAUAUAGAAUUAUCAAUAAUAGGAUAUGAACAUGUUUUAUAAAGAGAACUUGAUGAAUAUAAAUAGAAAUUUGAAAAGGAAUAGAAUAAAGUAAAGUAAUUAGAGUAACAGUAACAAUUAAUUAAAAUUUAAGAUGAUUAUAUAAAUAAAAAGAAAUAAUAAAAUAAUGUAAGAUAAUAAGAAUAUAGUGUUGAAGGAAUGAUAGUAGAUAAAGAAAUGUUAGAAGAAGAAGACCCUAUUUUAUAAGAAGUUAGAUAAAUUUUUUAAUAAUGUUUGCAGGAAAAAGUGAAACCCGAAGAAUUAAAAUAAGCUUUUGAAAUAGUAUUAAAUGGUAAAUUGCUUGCUUAUUUAGAAAAAGCGAAGUAGAUUCAUUAAGGCCUAAUAAAUAGUAGAGAAGAAAUUUGA
Messenger RNA from Paramecium sonneborni, 3134 nucleotides. NCBI's taxonomy places the organism in Eukaryota, Ciliophora, Oligohymenophorea, Peniculida, Parameciidae. The record is from the annotation of a GenBank genome assembly.